Molecule: messenger RNA, 907 nt
Organism: Durio zibethinus
Lineage: Eukaryota; Viridiplantae; Streptophyta; Magnoliopsida; Malvales; Malvaceae
Gene: CUTA
Product: Nitrogen regulatory PII-like, alpha/beta
Biological process (GO): response to metal ion
Molecular function (GO): copper ion binding
Source: RefSeq, a predicted model, not a curated record
GUGAGAGUAUCGAACUAAACUCUGAACUCCAACUCCAAGCAACGAACCAUCUGGCACCAAAUAUAAAUAGAGACCCAAAAUCAAAAUGGCUGCCACUGUCUGCUGUAGGGCGUCAGAGCUUGUUUCAUCCUCCACAAUACGACGCCGUCUGCCACUCGUCGGUGCGUUUUGCGUCCUCAGUUUGGGCUUUUCCAAUAUCUGCCCAACUCUCUCUUCUUCCUGUUGCCUCAAAACGGGUUGUGCUCAGUCUCUCCCCUUUGUUCCUCUACUAAGAUCGAAAUUUAGUACCCAAUCACCGGACAAGACCGUCCACGCUGUAAAAAUGGAAGGGAAUAGCGACACUGUUCCAAGCAUCGUCGUUUAUGUCACUGUUCCUAACAGAGAAGCAGGUAGGAAGUUGGCUGAAAGUAUCAUCAAAGAGAAACUUGCAGCAUGUGUAAAUAUAGUACCAGGUCUGGAAUCAGUGUAUCUAUGGGAGGGAAAGAUCAACACAGAUCCUGAGGAACUGCUCAUAAUCAAGACAAGGCAAUCCCUCCUGGGAGCUCUGACAGAUCAUGUCAAGGCAAAUCAUGAAUACGAUGUACCAGAAGUAAUUGCCUUGCCCAUCACUGGUGGCAGCCCCCAGUAUCUGGAAUGGCUCAAAAACAGUACAAGGGACUGAAUUUCUCGGAUGUAGUAUGAUGUGCUAAGUGUGUGAAACCAUUUAAGUGUUAACUUUAAGGGUGCCCGAUCUCAUAUAUGGUUUUUGUGAAUAGACGGCUUCUUCUGGCUUGAAUAAAGGUGGUGUGUCACAUUUGUAAUAGGAAGAAUCAAAUCUAGUUAUGAUGGGAAGAAAUGUUUGAGUUGGUCGCUUUGAAUGUAAGACAAGGAAUUUGCCUUGAUAAAAAAUACAACCUGUUAUCUAUCA